Messenger RNA from Pisolithus orientalis, 1290 nucleotides. RefSeq names its product FMN-dependent dehydrogenase. The transcript has 11 exons. Gene Ontology annotation, molecular function: oxidoreductase activity; FMN binding. The record is from RefSeq and is a predicted model, not a curated record. The coding region runs from base 1 to 1290 and encodes 429 amino acids. NCBI's taxonomy places the organism in Eukaryota, Fungi, Basidiomycota, Agaricomycetes, Boletales, Pisolithaceae.
AUGGACCCGGAUAACAAACCAAAGGGUCCGUCUCCGCACUACUCGCUUUACCAGAGGCAAGUGUUCAGGGAGGGCGGGGAACAGGAAGUGCUGCCGUUCUUCUCUAUUCAUCCUAAGCAGUUACAAGCCUCCACCACGGAAACGCUCGACUGCAGGUCAUACUUAUAUGCAAAUUCAAACGCUGGUCUUUCAUGGACAGACCACGCCAAUAGGGAAGCAUCUUAUCACUGGCGUAUAAUUCCGCGUAUGCUCGUAGAUACGACCACAAGGGAUCUUUCUGUCGAUGUCUUUGGCCAUCGCGUUCCUGCGCCGAUCUUGUUUGCACCCAUUGGGAUCAACAAACUCUACAGCCCAGAGGGCGAAUUGGUCCCAGCGAAAGUUGCAGGAGAACUUGGUCUUCCGUACUGCCUUUCCACUGCAGUCUCUCAAUCGAUAGAGGAUGUAGCAGCUGCCAACGAUGCCGGCGCCGCGACCGUGGAACAUCACAACACAGAUCACAGUGGCAAGAAAGCCAAAACCCCACGCUUUUUCCAACUGUACAUGGGUCAUGAUGAUGACGUCACCAUUUCUCUCUUGACACGGGCAUGGAACUCUGGAUUCGACGUUUGCAUGCUUACCGUGGAUACAUGGCAACUUGGUUGGCGGCCCACGGACAUUGACGCCGCGAAUUACACCUUCUAUUAUCCUGGAACUCCUGGAAAUGAAAUGGGUGAAUCCGACCCGACUUUCAUGCGUAAGUAUGGAAGCGAACUCUCCCGCGACAAGGGGACUUGGAUAGACAAAUGCGUGUGGCACGGAAAAGCUCAUACUUGGGACAAAGUGAAAUGGGUCGAAAAGGAGUGGCACCGCAUCUCAGGCGGACGCCCAUUUCUCCUUAAAGGUAUUCAAGCUGGGGCGGACGCGCAGGCAGCCCUCGAAGCUGGAUACGCGGGUGUGGUCGUCAGUAAUCAUGCCGGGCGCCAGGUAGACGGUGCGAUUUCCAGCUUGGACGCCCUUGAGGAUGUGGUUAAUGCAGUUGGUGGGAAGAUGACCAUCCUCUUCGAUUCUGGGAUACGAACAGGGUCGGAUGUAUUCAAGGCUAUUGCCCUUGGUGCCGAUGCGGUACUAGUUGGACGAUUGUGGGUUUGGGGUAUGUCACACGGAGGAGAAGCGGGUUGUAGGCAUGUCAUGACAUCCUUACUUGCUGACGUGGACAUCACAAUGACAGUGGGUGGGUAUCGUUCUAUUACGGACGAUGUGAAACGUCACGCUCUCAAGCGGUGUCCAUAUGGCACUAUGCCGCCGGAGUGA